AUGGCCGGGUUCGGUUGGCAGCACUGUUGCGUGCGACGGGACCGGAGGAAUUGGCCCGCUGGUCUGGCGUUGAGGGAAAUUUUGACAUAUUUAAUGGUUUUACGUAUGCAGAUUUGGCGGCAGGAGCAAGAGGCACACCUUGAAUGUGUGGAGGGUGUUAAGACACGAAUUUUAACAUUAAAUUUUAAAGUCGGAAUUAGGGCGAUUAUGGCACGGCGGAAUGAACUUCAACCUAUCGAAGAAGUGACGGAGGAAGUGAAUUCUACGGCCCGGCAUCCCUUAGAAAAUGUAUAUAAUGAAGUUUCGAAAAUGGUGGAAAAUGGGCCCAAAUUUGAUGAAAUAGGGGUUUAUUCUAAUGUCGCCUCGCUUAUGGCAAAAUACAAUGAUCUCUGUGCCUUAGUCCAACAAGACAAGCCUGACAUAAUCUUAUUAGCCGAAACUUGGUUGACUUCUUCUAUACCUGACGGGAUGGUUUCAUUAAACGGUUAUACGCUCUUUCGCAGAGACCGAAUAGGCAGUAAAGGAGGGGGUGUUUGUAUAUACUUAGCUGACGAAGUGCUUUCAACCUUUCAUGUCAGCAAUAUCCCCACAAAGACACCUGGUACUGAGUCACUAUUUCUCAAAUUAUCAAAUAAAGACACUACCCUUCUGCUAGGGUGUAUCUACAGACCUCCCUCCUCGGUCGUGGACAAUGAUAAAAUUCUAGUAGAAUCUCUAUCCCAUUUAGCAGACAGCUAUGCAACACUACUUCUUUUCGGUGACUUUAACAUGCCAGAUAUAACUUGGCCUAUUGAUCCUAGGUGCAGUUACAAACCCUCCUCGCAACUUUUUGUCGACCUUCUGACUCAUAGUCAUCUACGUCAGUUAGUAACUCAACCCACGAGGCAUAGACUUAACCAAAACCCCUCCACUCUUGAUCUGAUUGUUUGCUCCGACGACCAUUCCCUGACAAAUCUUGACUAUCUAGCUCCUAUUGGUAUUUCAGACCACUCAACCCUAAAAAUAGAUCUACAAAUCUGCCAGUCUCCUCCACGAAGGACUGUCUCGUUUACGAGGACAGUAACAGACUACCGGGCAGUAAACAAUGACCUAGCUAAAACAAACUGGGAAGCGCUACUUUCUGAUGAAUCUAUUGUCAAGAACUGGAGCACCUUUAAAAACACUCUACAGAGUCUCCUUCACCGUCACACUAAAUCCUAUUUCGUGAAACACUCGUCAACUAAACCAUGGAUUAAUGGCAGGCUUCUUCAACAAAUAAAUAGAAAACGAGCCCUGUGGCGUACAUAUAAAAGAUCCGGCUCUGAAUUAGACUACAGAAUUCACAGAGAGUUUUCUAAUAGACUGUCGACAGCCAUCAAAGAAGCUAGGUGUGUCUACGAAAAAAACGUAGCCGAAGCUAAAGACGCUAAAAAAUUGUACAAGUACAUACGAACAAAGUUUACCGGUCCUGUUUCCACUCCGCGGCUCAAAAAUACAUUCGGGGAGGUACUGGAUAAUAAUAAAAUAAUAGCGGAUACUUUCGCUGACGCCUUCUCUAACGUGUUCACGAUAGAACCCUCAGGUUGCUUACCAAAGCUGAAUAAUAUAUGCAAACCUAUUUCUUUUAGCGACAUUUCGUUCACAACAGACGUCGUCCACAAAAAAUUAAAGCAAUUAAAGGUAUCCAAAUCUCCUGGCCCCGACCUCAUAACCGCCAAAACUUUGCAUGAAUGCGCUGAUACUCUCAGCGAAGUACUGUGUUUCCGGUACUCUGCCUACUGA
Zophobas morio is the source of this 1761-nucleotide messenger RNA. RefSeq lists its product as uncharacterized. Gene Ontology annotation, molecular function: catalytic activity. The coding region runs from base 1 to 1761 and encodes 586 amino acids. The record is from RefSeq and is a predicted model, not a curated record. NCBI's taxonomy places the organism in Eukaryota, Metazoa, Arthropoda, Insecta, Coleoptera, Tenebrionidae. The transcript is spliced from 4 exons.